AUGCCCACCACAGCAGCAGGCAUGAAGAGCUUAGUGUGUCGAGUCUGUCAUAAGGCCUUCUCCAAGGCCGAGCAUCUGAGGCCGUUCGUGUGCAAAGAAUGUCGUCGACCAUUCGCCCGCCAAGAUGCUCUCACUCGUCAUGAAAAGCUUCAUACUCGGGCAACAAGCUCAACUCCCACAAUCAAAGUGACCCAAGGGGACAUACAUCUUCCUCCCCAGACUACUGCCCCAGACGCCCAUACUUGGGAUUCCACAAGAGCUGUAACAGACGACGCGGCGCCAAACUCUGCUCCUAGUCACACAUGGAACACCCCUCCGUCCGCGCAGCAGCCCGGAUUCCAGCAGGCUGCCUCAGAUCUCGACUUCUCCUUGAUAUGGCCUGACUCGGAGAAUCUGUUCCACAGCAUCAUGUCGUCAGAUACGACGGAGCAUUGGCAGAUGCCUCUGGGAACACUUCCAUUUCCUCCUGUAGUGCAGGACGUCAACACCAUCAAUUUCGGUUCUCCCAACUCCUUCGAUGAUCGGAGUUCCUCAAUAGGCGCGAUUCCCUCAGGUGGUAGUCACCAAGCUGUGAGGGAUGUGACGGAAAUGGUGACCAGCUCAUCCUCGAGUGUGACAGCGGCCAUCAAGGCAACCUCAAUCACAUCGGUCUUUCUCGAUGAAUGUCUGCAUAUGUUCUUUGUGAGGUUCAUUCCCACCUUUCCGAUCUUGCACCGGGCGACCUUUGUGUUUCGCGAGUGCACUCACCCUCUUCUGCUGAACGCCAUGGCGCUUGGCUCUUUGUAUCUCGGGCCGAAGGAUUCAGUCGCAAAGGGUGAGGCCUUAUGGCGACUGGCUCACACUGCAGUUGCUACUUCGUGGCAGUCAUUAAUCACACACCGCGGACCCUACGAUGCUUGCAAAGGUGUCCAGCUGCUCGUCACAGCUCUUCUGGGGCAGAUCUAUGGUGCAUUGUCAAAAAAUCGAGUGAUACGUACAACAAGCCAGGUCUUCCGUCCGCUUGGCUUUUUCUGGGCAAGGCACUGUGGCAUGUUAGACAGCGAACCCUUCUCUGUGGAACACCUCCCCUUGCCCAGUGCUUCUCAUGCCGAAAAGGACUACCAAUGGCGAGUAUGGGCUGCAAGAGAAAUACAGCAGCGUGCUUUGCUCGCAUAUCACAUCUUAGAUGGCCUUGUGGCGCAGAUGUCGGGCGACGGGGCCUCUACACGACAUGUCGCCAAUCCGCUUGUCCUCCCUAGCAGUGAGGCUGCAUUUGACGCCAGUAACCCCGACGAAUGGUUGGCCCACAUGCGUUGUCAAAAGACCGAACAGCCGUCAUUCCGACUGGUGUUUCGCUUUCUAUUUCCUCCAAUUGGCAGUUUUCGCCCCCUCGACUAUCAAUUUUCCGCCUUUGCGCUUCGUGUAGUCUUAGAAGGCCUGCAGUCUCUUGUCUCAGAUUCGGAUGAAAGCGACGUCGCAACCGUUGGUGCGCCUGGUCGUCCUGACGUGCGAAGGGCUUUGGCCCAGGUCCACGAAACUAUCAACAUGAGCAUCCACCUGUCCGCGCCGGAACGACUCGAGGUUCUGUUACGCUGGCAUACCAUCUGUCUCGACACCAUGAUCAAUUCAACUGUGCUUUGUAGGCACGUUUGCUCACGCUACAACAUCUCCCAACAAGUGUCUGGAGGAUCUCGGACACUGAGACCCGGAUUCGACAUGGUGAAGUGGGUGAACACAGAAGACGCUCGCCGUGCCUUGUUGCACGCGGUUGCCAUCCAGGAUAUUAUUGAGCAACUACCCAGGGGCCGGGCCCAUGUAAUCCACAUGCCGAGCUCUCUCUUUGCAGCGGCAACGAUCUAUGUGGUCUUUUCGCUAGCAGGCGUGGCAAACAUUCACCUUCCACGCACAAUUGUAUGGCAGGAUGCUCUUCUCUCGCUUUCUGAUCUUAACCUCGGAAGCGACAGUGUCAGGCCGUCGAGUACAUCCGAGACUCGGCGCUUCGUUGAACAAGGUCUGACGGACUCACCAGCAGGUAUGGGUGCGGUUCGGAAUUUGUUGUAUGAGAUGAACUCCAUGCAAAAGCUGUUCCGCUGCCUCAUCUCUCAAUGGGGAAUCGCACACGAUAUGGAGGAAAUUGUAGACCAAUGGAUCAGACUAUGCCAUUGA
Aspergillus fischeri NRRL 181 is the source of this 2145-nucleotide messenger RNA. Its product is annotated as C2H2 type zinc finger domain protein. Gene Ontology annotation, cellular component: chromatin. The transcript has 6 exons. The record is from RefSeq and is a predicted model, not a curated record. Gene Ontology annotation, biological process: DNA-templated transcription; regulation of transcription by RNA polymerase II. Bases 1 to 2145 code for a protein of 714 amino acids. Gene Ontology annotation, molecular function: zinc ion binding; RNA polymerase II cis-regulatory region sequence-specific DNA binding; DNA-binding transcription factor activity, RNA polymerase II-specific. NCBI's taxonomy places the organism in Eukaryota, Fungi, Ascomycota, Eurotiomycetes, Eurotiales, Aspergillaceae.